This is a messenger RNA of Belonocnema kinseyi, 1043 nucleotides long. Its product is annotated as coiled-coil domain-containing protein 173-like. Bases 78 to 1043 code for a protein of 321 amino acids. The transcript has 6 exons. NCBI's taxonomy places the organism in Eukaryota, Metazoa, Arthropoda, Insecta, Hymenoptera, Cynipidae. The record is from RefSeq and is a predicted model, not a curated record.
CAAAAGUACAGAUUUCUUACAGUGUAAUUUUUAAGCGAAUAAUAAUAUUAUUAAAACGUAUAAAUUUCAGCUGAAAAAUGUAUUCCAUCUUCUACAGACAACCAGUGGAAACACUGUUAGAAAAAAAGAUAUAUGACAGACCUCUGGCAUUAGUUGCUUCCAAAAAAUCCUACGAUUAUUUUGUUGAUUACACGACUGAAGCGUACAGAAUGUCCAUUCUUGCUGAAAAAGAGGCAAAAAGAUUAGCGGAAGCUAAAAAAGCCACUCAUGAAAUGUCCAAAACAUGGGAUAAUACAAUUGAGAAUAUAAAAAAGCAAAGGAAUAAAGAACUAAUAGCUAAAAGUAAAAAGGAGGAUGAAGACAGAAACCAGUUUAUGAAAGAAAUGGCUGAAAAAAGAGCAGCAGAGAAUUUAGAAGUUAUUAAAGAAGCUAGAAAAUUGAUAUUUCGUCAAAAGCCUCAGUGUCGACUCAUCAAUAGGGCACUUCUCACAUCUGAGUGUCUCAGAGAAUUAGAUGCUCAAAUUCAAUUUAAAAAAACUCUCCAAGGAAUUGAUAAAGAACAAAGAAUUGAAUCAGUGGAGAGACUUAAAAAGGAUGUUGAGAAGUUCAAUGAAGAGGAAAAGAAAAAAGCGGAGGAGCUGGCGAUGAAGAAUAAAAUUUAUGCAGAAGAAUUAAAAAAACAAAUGCAAGUGAAUGAGAGUGACACAAAGCGAUUAGAAAAGAAAGAAAAAGAAGCUGAGAAGCAGGAUUUAAUAAAUAUUGGAAAGGAACUUGAACUGAUGAAGAAAUGUGAACUAGAGGAGGCUGAAAAGAGGAAGAAGCAGUUGAAUGAAUUGUUUCUCGACGCAUUGGAGAAGCGAAAAGAACAGGAAAUAAAAAUUAAACGUGAUCAGGAAUUUCAGGAGCGAGCAAUGGCAGUCUAUAAUAAAACAAAGCGACAAAUCGAAAAAAAAUUGAAAAUGCAGUUACAAAAGGAAAAAGAAGAUAAACUCCGUCGCUCGGAAUAUUUAGGUAAAAAAUUACUCUUAAUUUCAGCGCGAUAA